CCUUUUUUUUUUUAUAAACUUUUCUCAUGUGUGCAAUCCAUCCCAUACAAACAUUCUAGUUGAUUAUCUGUUCAUGAAAUUGAUUUUUUUUUUAGUUUUUUAAAUAUGAAUAAUUCCAUGUCCCGCCAAACUUCUAUAUGUCAGUCGCCCGUUGACCUUUGUCCUCCUUGUCCCUCGCACGACAAGCCUGCGGUUUCCUUGAACUUUCUUCUCCUUGUUCCGACCGUUUCAUGUCCAAAUGCAGGACAGUUCCGUAGUUUAGCAUCUGGGUCGUCGCCUGCCGCAACUCCGAGCCUGCUCACAUCCCGCCGUACAAAACGAGAUCUUGCUCGCUACUUGGGCGACACCCAUCUACGCCCUCUUGCUCUGUUCGUAGUGUGGAUGGCGAUUCAUCUGAGAAAGCUCGCUGCUUUGGGUGCUCCCCACCUUCUUUUGAAGACGAAGCGCCCGGAAAAAUUGAAUCUUUUGGCUGCGUUCGCUAUGGGAAGCGCUCGGAGCGUGUCCACAUGUGCAGCUGAUGCAAGUGCCCCCAGUGAUGGGACAAGUUACCAGGAAUUUCAGAGAUGGCCAAACGGAGGUGGAACUUUCCAUGAGUCUGCUUGCAUUGAUCCUACUGCACUCAUUGAAGUGGGUGCUGUCGUACAUCCAAAAGCAGUGCUGUGUGCACAUGUACGUGUGGGAUCAGGAACAGUUAUUGGACCUGAUGUUACAGUUGGCCAGUCAACGAAGAUUGGGUACAAUGUUUCACUGGGUAAUUGCACUGUUGGUGGAUCAUGCAUAAUCCACAAUGGAGUAUGCGUUGGUCAAGAUGGAUUUGGAUUUCUUGUGGAUGAGUCUGGAAACAUGUUGAAGAAACCUCAAAUGCUGAAUGCUAGGAUAGGGGAUAAUGUGGAGAUUGGUGCAAAUACAUGUAUUGAUAGAGGCAGUUGGAGAGACACGGUCAUUGGGGAUUGGUCAAAGAUAGAUAAUUUAGUUCAGAUUGGUCACAAUGCAGUUAUUGGGAAAAGUUGCAUACUCUGUGGCCAAGUUGGAAUUGCUGGUUCAGCAACUUUAGGAGAUUAUGUGACUCUAGGUGGAAGGGCAGCUGUUCGCGAUCAUGUAUCUAUUACAUCAAAGGUGCGUCUAGCUGCAAACAGCUGUGUCACCAAGGACAUAAAAGAGCCUGGGGAUUAUGGUGGCUUCCCGGCUGUGCCAAUAGGUAUCUGGAGAAGACAAGUUGUUGCCCGCAGUUGGUCUUGAAGGAGAGGUGUUCCACGGAGUUUGCUAAUGAUAUAAGAUUCCAGUCAUUUUAACAUUGUCCUUCCUAUGUUAAAAUAUCAUGCGAAGGUUGGCUCUGCUCUGCCCCACAGCCAGCCCAAAGAGGAAGGUGUUAUAGGAGCAUUGUUUAGAAUAUUGUUUUGUUAGGAACAUAUUCUUUCUUUUUGGCGAACAGCAGUCAGGUAUGAAACUUCCCGAUUGUAGGUCCGCAGGUCCCGCUGGUUGCUUUAGUGCUCAAUCAAGUUUUCAAGC
This is a messenger RNA of Syzygium oleosum, 1509 nucleotides long. Its product is annotated as probable UDP-3-O-acylglucosamine N-acyltransferase 2, mitochondrial. The record is from RefSeq and is a predicted model, not a curated record. The transcript is spliced from 10 exons. Bases 106 to 1239 code for a protein of 377 amino acids. Lineage: Eukaryota; Viridiplantae; Streptophyta; Magnoliopsida; Myrtales; Myrtaceae. Gene Ontology annotation, biological process: lipid A biosynthetic process.